AUGACCUGUGCCUGCAUGGGACAGCGUGGAAAAGGGCAGGAAAAGCAUACCCAAAAUAAAACAAAUGAUCCACCAGGACCUCCUAGGUUUCCAAUAAUUGGUAACUUGCACCAACUUAACUUUGCAAAUCUCCAUGGCCAUCUCUACCAACUUUCCCACAAAUAUGGCCCCCUCAUGUCUCUUCGCCUAGGCUCCUUAACAGCCAUAGUUGUUUCUUCAGCAGAAAUCGCUAAAGAAGCUCUUAGCACCCACGAUCGUCAACUCGCAGGCCGUCCUACAUUUUAUGGCCAAAUGAAAAUAUCCUACAAUGGAUUAACCGUGACUUUCGCUCCAUAUGGAGAAUAUUGGAGGGAAAUCAGGAAGAUCACUGUUCACCAUUUGCUAAGCGCAAAGCAAGUUCUCUACUUUCGCCCGGUUCGAUAUGACGAAGUCUCUCGCACCAUCAACAUCAUCUCACAGCUCGCAUCUCAGUCCAAGCCCGUUAAUCUGAGUGAGAUAACCAUCUAUCUAUUCAAUUCUAUAAUAUGCAGGAUUGCUUUCGGAAAGAGGUACGAUGAUGAGUACACAAUCGAUAAGUUUAAGACGAAGAGUAAGUUCCAAGAUCUUUUGCAUGAAAUUCAGGUAGUCGCGGGAUCAUUCUAUAUGCGCGAUUAUUUUCCAUACAUGGGAUGGGUUGAUAAGCUUGUGGGAAGAACGAAGUGGGCGGAUAAAAUUUGUAAAGAUCUAGAUUUGUUUCUCCAAGAAAUCAUUGAUGAUCAUCUUGUGGAAAGAAAGAAUUAUGAACAUCAAGAGGACAUCAUAGAUGUCUUGCUCCAACUUCAGGAAGAUAGUUCACUUCCGGUGCACCUCACCAUGGAUCAUAUUAAAUGCCAGUUAAUGGUAAUUAACAUAACUAUUACCCUCUAA
Impatiens glandulifera is the source of this 906-nucleotide messenger RNA. Its product is annotated as cytochrome P450 71A1-like. Gene Ontology annotation, molecular function: oxidoreductase activity, acting on paired donors, with incorporation or reduction of molecular oxygen; heme binding; iron ion binding. The coding region runs from base 1 to 906 and encodes 301 amino acids. The record is from RefSeq and is a predicted model, not a curated record. NCBI's taxonomy places the organism in Eukaryota, Viridiplantae, Streptophyta, Magnoliopsida, Ericales, Balsaminaceae. The transcript has 2 exons.